AUGGCGCAGCGAAAAGAAACGCCAAAGAAGGUAUACGCCAAAUCGAACAUAGAUUCAAAGUCUAUGUGUCGACUUUGUUGCAGCAUAAUCGAUCCAAAACACUGCAAAAACCUGUACAAUAAGGCCAGUGUAAACGUGCUUGCUUCUGCCGAAUUAUUAUACGAUGGAAAACUACUGCGUGGCGAUUCACUUCCUCAUCUCGUAUGCCGACCUUGUGAAAGACGACUGGAUAACUUCAUGAAGUUUAAAAACAUGAUAUGUGAUAACCAAGACUCCAUGAUGCGCCAAAAGAGAUGCGUUGAGUUUUCGCCUUCUGCACCUACCGCUGAUGAAAAGAGUGCAAAAACAGACACACUAAUUCGUGGUAAAUCCUCUCAAAGACAAAGUCGUCAGUUGAAGCCUUUCCUCAUCAUUUGA
Molecule: messenger RNA, 417 nt
Organism: Paramuricea clavata
Lineage: Eukaryota; Metazoa; Cnidaria; Anthozoa; Malacalcyonacea; Plexauridae
Source: the annotation of a GenBank genome assembly